AUGCAAAAAUCUAAAUUCCUACUUCCAAGAGGCCUGGAAGUCCAUGGGCCUUCCCGGGUGCCCCACCUUCGUCGCCGCUUCCGGCACGCGUUUCGGAGGUCCUCCGCCGGUGGCGGCAUUGGUUUUUACUCUUCUCUGUCUCUGUCCUCCCAGAUAAAAUUCACCCACUCCAACGACGACCGGGUCAAGCUGUCCAAGUUUAUGUGCCACGACACAAGGACGGCAGACAAAUUUUACAUGGCCAACUUGACCCCCCAGCAGGCCAUGGAGCACCGGAGGCUCUUUGACACCGCCCUGGAGGGCGAAGAGAGGUGCUCCCCGUCGAAACAGCCGACCUCAAUCAAACGCAAGCGGCCCGCGAAGGGGAAGGAGCCCCUCAAGAAGAAGAGGAGAGCUCCAGAGUCCUCGGACGAGGAGAUGACUUCGGGCAGCACGACUCCAGAGGCGACCAAGAGCCCGGAGUACCAGGAGCCGGGGACGUCCCGCCCCGACUCCAGUGGGCACGAGGAGCAGCAGGAUGAGGAGGAGGAGGAGGCCGAGUCAGGCGCAGCGGCGGUGGGAUCCCAAGAGGAGGAGGAGAAGGCCGAGUCAGGCGCAGCGGCGGUGGGAUCCCAAGAAGAGGAGAAGGCCGAGUCAGGCGCAGCGGCGGUGGAAUCCCGAGAGGAGGAGGAGAAGGCCGAGUCAGGCGCAGCGGCGGUGGGAUCCCAAGAGGAGAAGGCCGAGUCAGGCGCAGCGGCGGUGGGAUCCCAAGAGGAGGAGGAGAAGGCCGAGUCAGGCGCAGAGGCAGUGGGAUCCCAAGAGGAGGAGGAGGAGGAGACGACCACCCCAAAAAAGUACCCGCGGCGGAGAGGGAAAGCUACGGUGCUCCUGACUCCCCUGAAAUGUUUGCCGUCGACCCAGAGGCACGUGUCCCCGCUGAAAGUAAAGAAGGCCAUCUUUUCCCCCACCUCCACGACCCUCGUCGGCCUGACACGCCAAAAGGAGGUCUCCAAGAAGGUCAAGGAGGCCAUAAAGAAGCGCAGGCAGCGCAAAUAG
Pimephales promelas (fathead minnow) is the source of this 1035-nucleotide messenger RNA. Lineage: Eukaryota; Metazoa; Chordata; Actinopteri; Cypriniformes; Leuciscidae. The record is from RefSeq and is a predicted model, not a curated record.